UUCUCGAUCCCGUGGUGCUCCGCGGCACGGUCUCGCUUUUUUCCGGUCGCGAGCAGCCAGGGCGUAGAGGGCGGUCGCGGCAGAAUGUUGGCUACCAGGGUAUUUAGCCUAGUUGGGAAGCGAGCCUUUUCUACCUCGGUGUGUGUUCGUGCACAUGGAAGUGUUGUAAAGUCUGAAGAGUUUUCUCUCCCAGCGUAUGUCGACCGGCGUGACUAUCCCUUGCCUGAUGUGGCCCAUGUCAAGAACCUUUCUGCCCAGCAGAAGGCGUUGAAAGAGAAGGAGAAGGCCGCCUGGAGCACCCUCUCCAUUGACGAGAAAGUUGAAUUGUACCGCCUUAAAUUCAACGAGAGCUUUGCGGAAAUGAAUAGAAGCACAAAUGAGUGGAAGACGGUUUUGGGCGGUGCCCUGUUCUUCAUCGGUUUCACUGCCCUCCUCCUGAUCUGGGAGAAGCAGUAUGUGUACGGCCCUGUCCCGCACACCUUUGAGAAGGAGUGGGUGGCCAAGCAGACCAAGAGGAUGCUCGACAUGAAGGGCAACCCGAUCGAGGGGUUUUCUGCCAAGUGGGACUACGACAAGAAUGAGUGGAAAAAAUAAGAACUUACUGUUCAUGUGUUUGAACCUUAACUUGUUCUGUCACCUCCAUGCAACUCAGAUUAUUUACUGGAAACCUGUUAUGUAAAGCGGUGAUGAUGCUAAUAAAUGACCAGUUUAUGUGA
This is a messenger RNA of Trichechus manatus latirostris (Florida manatee), 716 nucleotides long. Its product is annotated as cytochrome c oxidase subunit 4 isoform 1, mitochondrial. Gene Ontology annotation, biological process: mitochondrial electron transport, cytochrome c to oxygen. Lineage: Eukaryota; Metazoa; Chordata; Mammalia; Sirenia; Trichechidae. Bases 85 to 594 code for a protein of 169 amino acids. The transcript has 5 exons. The record is from RefSeq and is a predicted model, not a curated record.